AUGUUAAACGGUUUGCUCAAAACCGAACUUGGAUUUCAAGGGUUUGUUGUAACAGACUGGGGAGCACAUCAUUCUGGGGUAGCCUCAACUCUUGCCGGUCUCGACAUGGCAAUGCCAGGUGCUACGGAAUAUUGGGGGUCACAUAUGAUUGACGCUAUCAAGAACGGAUCUGUGCCUGAGUCUAGGCUUGAUGAUAUGGCUAUAACUCGAGUCCUGCUCCAGCUAUCCGGACUAUCCAAGUAG
Molecule: messenger RNA, 243 nt
Organism: Venustampulla echinocandica
Lineage: Eukaryota; Fungi; Ascomycota; Leotiomycetes; Helotiales; Pleuroascaceae
Exons: 2
Coding region: 1-243 (80 amino acids)
Biological process (GO): glucan catabolic process
Molecular function (GO): beta-glucosidase activity
Source: RefSeq, a predicted model, not a curated record